AUGGCCUCUUUUGGUAUCUCCAAAGGCCACUUAGGCCAUGAAACUUUGGAUGAGAAAACUCAUAAUCUUCCUGACUCUUUAUCCGGAGAGCCACCAGUCAAACAGCACUACAAUACAGUUGCCCGUGGAGAAUCUAUCCCAUCUUCCGAAGAUAUUCACGACGGUAUUGUAGGAUAUGAUGGAAGGCUUAUGGGAGCGCGAACUACGUUGAGUAGUCAGCAGGAGAAGAAGUUGUUGCGCAGAAUCGAUUGGCAUCUCCUUCCAUUGCUUUCUGUUAUGUAUAUGGUCAAGUCUAUUGACGCUUCUAACGUUUCGAAUGCUCGAAUCAUGGAUCGUGGAACGCCGAGGAAUAUCAUGACCGAGUUGAAUAUCUCGCCUGAUGACUACAAUUUUGUCACUAUGGCAUACUAUAUUCCGUAUAUCCUGGCAGAAACGCCUUCAAACCUGUUGGUAAAGAGCCUCAAACCAUCAGUUUGGCAAGCAAGAAUCAUGAUAUCCUGGGGUAUUGUUCUCGUUUGUCACGCCGCAGUAAAGAAUGCCGCCGGCCUUUACACAGUCCGCGCUUUUCUCGGUCUAUUUGAAGCCGGUCUCUGGCCUGGUAUGCUCCUCCAGCUGUGCUAUUGGUAUCGCCCCGACGAGAUGGCCUCUCGUAUCGUUCUUGUUACUAUUCUCGGUAAUUUCAGUGCUGUUGUGAGCGGUGUGCUUGCUUUUGCGUUUAAUGGUGUCCAUGCGCAGGGUUUGUCGGGAUGGAAAUGGCUGAUAUUGACCGAGGGAGUAUUCACUAUACUUCUGGGUAUCUUCGCAUAUAUCUUCAUGCCCGACUUCCCAGAUACAGCUCGUUGGAUGACCGAGGAAGAGAAAGCCUUUGUCCAAGCUCGACUUCCCAUCAACGCUCCUAGAGCAGCUGAGAAAAACUUCGACUGGAAAGAGUUCUGGCAUACUCUCAAAGAUCACAAGCUCUGGCUGUUUCUUCUCUGCUGGGCAUUUUAUACCAUUGGGACGACAGGGCUCAACUUUUAUCAGCCUACGGUCAUUGCAAAUCUGGGUUUCACUGGCAUCGCCGAGGCCCAGCUGCUCAACAUCCCCCCAGCCAUCUUUGCUUGUAUACUCACAAUAGUAUUCGGAUGGGUCGCCAAUACAGGCCGUUUCCCUCUACCUCUGAUCCCGCUAAGUUUCAUGAUAAUCAUAGAAGCUUGUUACGUUGUUCUGUACACGUUCCCAAACACAGGCGGUGUGUAUGCAGCUACUGUAAUAGCAGGAGGCUUCUCAAUCGCUUGGUACACAAUGAUGUGGCCAUGGAGAGUACAAACCACCGACGGCGCCACCGGUUCCGCUUUCGCCAUUGCAUUUGCCAAUAGCUACGGCCAGAUUGGCGGUGCGGUCGGGUCUCAGCUAUUCAACUCUCGGUUUGCACCAAGGUAUACCACGUCUUUUGGAAUCGCGAUGGGCUUUAUUGGCAUGGCUAUUAUUAUGAAUGUCAUCACUUGGUCGUUUACUUGGAAAGUUGAUGUUGCGACGAGACGGCUGAAGCGAGCGCGGGAUGCUGCUGCGAAGCGAAAUGAGGCUAUUCUGGAUGAUGUUGACAUUCACGCUAAGAGCUAG
Molecule: messenger RNA, 1602 nt
Organism: Fusarium redolens
Lineage: Eukaryota; Fungi; Ascomycota; Sordariomycetes; Hypocreales; Nectriaceae
Product: major facilitator superfamily domain-containing protein
Exons: 8
Coding region: 1-1602 (533 amino acids)
Biological process (GO): transmembrane transport
Cellular component (GO): membrane
Molecular function (GO): transmembrane transporter activity
Source: RefSeq, a predicted model, not a curated record